Messenger RNA from Triticum aestivum (bread wheat), 318 nucleotides. Its product is annotated as NAC domain-containing protein 92-like. Lineage: Eukaryota; Viridiplantae; Streptophyta; Magnoliopsida; Poales; Poaceae. Gene Ontology annotation, molecular function: DNA binding. Gene Ontology annotation, biological process: regulation of DNA-templated transcription. The record is from RefSeq and is a predicted model, not a curated record. The coding region runs from base 1 to 318 and encodes 105 amino acids. The transcript has 2 exons.
AUGGAGAUCAUCAUCUUCUACCUGGUCCCCAAGGUUCUGAAGAAAGCCUUCGACACGACGAUGGUAAGGGAGGUGGAUAUGAAAAAAUACGAGCUAUGGAAUCUCCCAAAUGAGAAAAAACAACAACUGAAUCUGCCACCAGGGUUCGGGUUUCACCCGACGAACAUGGAGAUCAUCAUCUUCUACUUGGUCCCCAAGGUUCUGAAGAAAGCCUUCGACACGACGAUGGUAAGGGAGGAGGAUAUGAAAAAGUACGAGCUAUGGAAUCUCCCAAAUGAGGUAAACAUGGGGGAGAAGGAUCGAUACUUCUUCUCCUAG